This is a messenger RNA of Dermatophagoides farinae (American house dust mite), 3240 nucleotides long. The record is from RefSeq and is a predicted model, not a curated record. NCBI's taxonomy places the organism in Eukaryota, Metazoa, Arthropoda, Arachnida, Sarcoptiformes, Pyroglyphidae.
UAACAGGACUAUAAAUAUUUUUUUAGUGGCAAUAUAUCGAUUAUAUCAUCAUCACAUUGAAUUCAAACUUGUUGUUCCUUGUAAAGUAAUAUAAUCGAUCGAUUUUCUACACAAUAAUAAUGAUUGAUGAUGGCAAUAUUUUACUUUUCAUAAAUACUGAUAAUAAAUAGAUAAUAUGUAAUGUAAUGUAAUUAUUUGAAGAAGAAAUUUUUCGGAAAAAUUCGAUUUUCGAAUUAAAAAAAAAACAAUUUCGAAACGUCAAAAAAAAAAAUUUCUCCGUUUCACUAUUUUGAUCCGUAUCGCUCUUUUUCGUGGCCAUCGAAUGUUCAACAAAAUGACUACAAAAGUUUCAAAUUCAACCGGUAUCGAUACUGUUCCGGUUGGACCAUCAUCAUCAUCAUCAUCAUCGUCAUCAUCAUCACGUCAACAGCAGCAUCAGCAUCAGCAACAGUCAUCACAGAUAACAGACAUUAAUCUUCGUCAUCAUAAAUUAUUACAAAAUAUUGUUAAAAUUCUGAAAAUGAAUAAUGUUCUUGAAGAAUAUCGUCUAGUCGUACAACAGAUACAGCAACAAUGUUGUUGUAAACGAACCAGACAAACAUGGGAACGUUUAAAUGUUCUAGAAUCAAAAUAUAAAGAGCUUAAUUCAGAUUUGAAUGUUGUUUCAACAUUAAAUCAACAACAACAACAACAACGUGCAACAUGUUCAUCAUCAUUGAAUUCGAUUCGUCGAAUAUCAAAUACUCAAAAAAUAAAUAGUCAUAAUAUGGAUGAUAAUCAUCAUAAUCAUGGUCACCAACAAAGAUCACAAAUAAUUCGUCGUGAAUUAAUUGAUCAAUCAUCAGAUCAAAUUUCAUCGAAUAAAAAAAUUAAAUUACGUCAUUCAUCAUCGAUUAAAAUGAUACCAAUACGAUCAUCGAAUAAUAAUAAUGGUGAUGAUUCUAGUCAUUUUAUUAAAGAUCAUCAUCGAUCAUCGAAUGGAUCGUCGGAUCAUCAUUUGCAAUCACCUUCCACAAAUAAACAACAAGAUACGAAAACAAAAAAUUCAAUGUUACGAUCAUUUAUGGUCAUUGAUGAUGAAGAUGACGAAGUAAAUCUUAUUGAAGAAGAAGAAAUACUUGAUGAUGAAGAGUAUGAUGAUGAUGAUGCAGAAGAAGAAUUAGAUAUUGAAGAAUAUGUGGCUCUAUCGGAAAUAUUGGAGAAAGAAAAUCCGGAUAAAUUUGUAAAAGAAAUUGAUGGUAAAAAUGAUUUAAUUUUAGUGGUUAGAGAUGUAAAUACAAAAGAAAUCAUUUGCUAUGAAUGUACAGUUGGUGAUCAAUGUGGAUUUCUAUCACGUGAUCGUACAAGAAUGGUAUUACAUAUUGGUAAACAUUAUCAACAGGAUGCUGAAGCAGAAGAAGCAAUGGAAGAUGAUGAUGAUGAUGAUGAUGACGACGAUGAUGACGAUGACGAAGAUAAUGAUAAUAGAAAAAUGUCAUUGAAUACAUCCGGUAGUUCUCUACGACGUAAUCAAAAUAGAACGAAUAACGUUUCGGAACGUAAAAAUCUAAUCGAUAUAUCGAUCAUUCCGGUCAAUUCUGCUGCUGAUCCAAUUACUACGACAACUUCGAAUUCAACAUCAACAUCAUCGGAUUCUUCUAUAACAUUGUUACCAAUUGCUGGUAGUAAAAAUCAAGACCCACAAACAUCAAAAUUAUCAUCAACGUCGAAAUUUCUCAAUAACCAACAGCAGCAGCAGCAGCAGCAGCAACAACAACAACAACAACGAUUAACAACUAUAAAUCAACCAGCACAGGUAUCAAUGAAUAGACCAAUACAACAAGCAACCAUAUUAAUACCAAUAGCUACAACUUCGGCGAUUAAUAAUCGAACAUUUUCUAUAGCAUCCUCUGCAAAACAAUUGUCACAAUUAUCACCAACAACAAUAACAUCGACAAUCAAUGCGACUCAACAAUCCGUAACGAAUCAUUCGAACCAAAAACCAAUAAAAUGUGAAUGGGAAAAUUGUGCAUUUAUGUGCGAUCAAAAUUACAAGUUACGAACACAUAUUCGUCAAGUACAUGAAAAAGUACGGCCAUAUCUUUGUGAUUGGCCCGGAUGUUUCGGUGCAUAUAAAACACGAUCAAAUUUGGCUAGCCAUCGAAUGGUUCAUACCGGUGAACGACCAUUCAUUUGUGAUUAUCCGAAAUGUGGUGCAAAAUUUGCCCGAAAAUAUGAUUGUGAACGACAUCGGCGGAUACAUUCUGAAAAAAUGUAUCCAUGUGAAUGGCCUGGUUGUGGUAAACGGCUAUGCGAUCCAUAUAAUCUUGAACGACAUAUGAUGGUACAUAAAGGUGAAUUACCAUAUCGUUGUCCAAUAUCGAAUUGUGUUCGUGGUUUUCGUGAAUUACGUUAUCUUCGUGAUCAUAUGGUUAAUAGUCAUAAAUUUUUGCCGGAUACAAAUCAAUUACGAAUGGCUUGUGCAACAUCAUCAUCAUUAUCAUCACAAUCUUCAUCGCGUAUAAUGAGCAUUAUUGGUUAUAAUCUCAAUGAAGGUAGUGCUAGUGGAUCGAUAUCAACACCACCAACAUUCACCUCUAGUAUCGGAAAUGAUAAUAGUAAUUCAAUGGGCAGUACAAUAGCAACUACGAUGGAUAGUCAAGAUAAUAAUAAUGUUGUGGUUGCAACAUCAUUUGUAACGGCAAUUGUUGCCAAUAAUAAUAGUAUUGUGACAACACCUUCAUCAUUGCACAACACCACAUCAAUCAAUAAAUCAGAUGAUGUGAAAAAUUCGAUAAAAUCCGAUUGUGGACAACAAAUGGCAAAAAAUGGUAACGAUAUGAAUUUGGAAUCUAAAAAAUCCAACACUAAUAAUGAUGAUCAACAAACGAAAGAAACAUCAAAUUCACAACAAACGACACAUAAAACGCGAACAAUUUCAACAAGAUCAUCAAGUAAAUUGAUUGAUGUAUCAAAUUCGAAUGCAAAUGAUUGUCAUAAAACUGAGAAUGAUGAUGACGAUGAUGAUGGUGAACAAACUGAUGAUAAAACUGAUAAUGACGAAGAAGAAGAAGAAGAAGAAGAUGGUUAUUACCAAAGUAAAAAUCGAAGAACCAGAAUCACCAUCACCAAUAACGGAACAACAAUCAACAACAAGCAAUGAACAACGGCAACGAACACCACCACCGGAACCACCUACUACAAGACAAAAAGCAGCAGCAGCAGCUGCUGCUGCAUCAUCAUCAUCAUCAUCAUCAUCCA